This is a messenger RNA of Crotalus tigris (Tiger rattlesnake), 2412 nucleotides long. RefSeq names its product solute carrier family 25 member 39-like. Gene Ontology annotation, biological process: mitochondrial transmembrane transport. The coding region runs from base 313 to 1380 and encodes 355 amino acids. The transcript has 13 exons. The record is from RefSeq and is a predicted model, not a curated record. NCBI's taxonomy places the organism in Eukaryota, Metazoa, Chordata, Lepidosauria, Squamata, Viperidae.
GAUGAUUGAAGAGACUGAAAACAGCCAACAGAGAAGCCUUUUACACUAACUACAACAUUUGUUUCUAUAUUUGACUGGGUGCACCAUAUUGGUUCACCACUGAUGAACAGACCAGUUAUCUGAGUAAAAAGAAGGGUGGUCAAUCUACAUUCAUUAGUUGCUGUGCCUUCUGAAUCCACACUAUUAUGAAACUGAGUGGCUUUCCUCCAGAGGACCAGUUCUUGAAAUUGCUUGUAGAAAAGCUCCAAAGACAGUGAAGACGUCUGAUGUGCAAAAUAGGACCUUCUUCUUAUAUGCCAGGUGAGCAGCACAAUGUCUGAAAAUUCGUCUGUGAAGCUGGCGGGCAUCACUCCUCUACAGCAGAUGUUGGCAUCUGGAACUGGAGCCCUUUUCACCUCCCUUUUUGUCACACCUUUGGAUGUAGUGAAAAUCCGAUUGCAGGCUCAGAGAACUCCAUUCUCUAAAGUGUUGUCAGUACAGUCUAUGCCCUGGAGCAUUCACCAGCCCAAAUGGAAAUGCUUCCUUUAUUGCAAUGGCCUCAUGGACCAUCUCUAUGUUUGUCAGAAUGGAAACAGCUGCACAGCCUGGUAUAAGGCACCCACUCAUUUUACUGGCACAUUGGAUGCUUUUGUGAAGAUAAUACGGCAUGAAGGUAUUCGAUCCUUGUGGAGUGGUCUGCCACCUACUCUAGUUAUGGCUGUCCCUGCUACUGUGAUCUAUUUCACUUCUUAUGAUCAACUACGUGAUUUGUUGCAUGUUAAGAUGAACAGCCAAGGACACCAUAUCCCACUGGUGGCUGGUGCAGUUGCCAGAUUGGGUGCAGUAACUAUGAUCAGCCCCUUGGAACUCAUACGAACAAAAAUGCAGUCUCGUCAGCUGAGCUACCGGGAACUACGUGUCUGCAUCCAGUCUUCAGUGGCCCAAGAUGGAUGGUUGUCUCUUUGGAGGGGUUGGGGUCCAACAGUGUUACGGGAUGUUCCUUUCUCAGCUCUGUAUUGGUAUAACUAUGAACUAAUGAAAGAUCUGCUGUGUGGGCAGUUCUGCCUUGAUGAAGCCACAUUCAUGAUCAGUUUUGCAGCUGGAGCCAUUUCUGGCAUGGUGGCUGCUACUUUGACUUUGCCCUUUGAUGUUGUAAAGACCCAGCGGCAGAUUGAGCUAGGAAACAUGGAGACACUUCAAGUUACCACACCCAAAUCCUCAUCGACUUGGCUACUUAUGCAGAAGAUUUGGGCAGAAUCUGGCACGCGAGGGCUCUUUACAGGUUUUCUGCCUCGUGUUAUCAAGGUGGCUCCAGCCUGUGCUAUCAUGAUUAGCACAUAUGAAUUUGGCAAGACCUUCUUCCAGAAAAUGAACCAGGAACAGCAGUUAAAUAGUCUAUGAAGCUUAUAAACAGAGCUUUGGACGUAACCUCCAGAUGGACCAAAGAAAUGCUGAUGGCAAGAGAAAGAACACAUUUUGGUAGAUGCAAAAAAAGGAAAAUCCAAUUUAUUAAUAGGGUUGGAUAUAAAAGUGGAUCCAACUAUGAAUAAUUGAGAAGAAAGACCACAUAACCAAUAAAUCUCUUGCUUGCUUUCCUUGUAGGAUUUCUCACUCAUCAGGCAAAUUCCAGGUGCCUUUAAAUAGCUUCUGGUCUCCUGCCUUUCUCUUUUUCCUAAUAGACAAAUAAGCCUCUUGGCUUUAAACCCUCCCUUCUUUAGGUACUGUCAAGAUUGGAUGCUAUAACUUUUGGCUCAUUUGAAGAGGAGAAGCUCCAGAAUAUCUUAGGUUUAAACCAAUUGCAUAGUAUGAUCCUGGUGUGUUGAGAUUAUUGGCCAGUUGUAAAGGAAAAAAGUAAAAAAAGAGGAGGAAAAAGCCUAGCAUUGCCAUGCCCCCUGCUUCAUUACUAUUAUUUUUGAUAGGCCUUCAGAGAGUAAAAGUUGCUAAUAGACAGCAGAUGUUUCCAAUUCUAUUUUAAUUUUCAAAGGUUCUAUUGGCCUGCAUGCUUUUUUUUUAACCUGACUUUUCCUGUGCAUGACAAACAUAGCUGUCUGAAGUUGCAAUCCUAAGCAGGACUUUGACAGCUUUGAGUAGAAAUACUGAUUUUGAACACUCAGGUUUUGCCCAGCUCUUCCCUUCGUACUAACACAAACAGCCUGAACUUGGAAAUGUUGAAUAGCCUGGAUGAAAAUGAAUUAGACAGCUUGGGCUCCUGCCCUCUGGUUCAAUAUUUACUAUAUUAAAGGAGAGCUGAGAAUAGCAAGCCAAGGUUUUCUUUGAUACCAGAUAUCUUAUGUAGCAAGUUGAUAUCUUGUCCCUUCUAUGCUGUAAAUUUAUAUGCCUGUUGCUUACAUAUUUGUGGAAAGGGGAAAAGCUGGGCUUUUAUUUCUUGAAUAAAAUUCACUCUUUUUUUUAGCAGAACAAAAGUACACAUUA